Messenger RNA from Schistocerca piceifrons (Central American locust), 4469 nucleotides. RefSeq names its product globin-1. Gene Ontology annotation, molecular function: oxygen binding; heme binding. Lineage: Eukaryota; Metazoa; Arthropoda; Insecta; Orthoptera; Acrididae. The record is from RefSeq and is a predicted model, not a curated record. The transcript has 5 exons. Bases 179 to 748 code for a protein of 189 amino acids.
GGCGGCGCGAAGCCAGUCCGACAGCGGCUUUCAGCGCGCGCACUCAUACACGCAUCGCAGUCACGGGCCCGCGAUUUUCCACGCAAGAUUCCCAGUGGUUCAGCCCAAGUUCUCCUCGAGAACAUUUCGUUUAUCGCCGCUACUUAUCUUUCGUCACAUAGACUUCAAGAAUCUGGUCAUGGGCGGCCUGAUGAGCUACCUGUGGGGCGGAUCCGCGGCGGCGGCGGCCGACGACGACGACCCGGCGCUCGACGUGCCGGACCCGGUGCUGGGCGUGACGCCGCGCGAGAAGCGCAUGGUCACCGACUGCUGGGACAUCGUGCGCCAGGACGCCAAGGGCAACGGCACCGAGCUGCUGCUGCUGUUCUUUACCAACAAUCCUGAGGCGAAGAAGAGGUUCACCAGCUUCAAGGACGUGCCCAUAUCAGACCUGCGCACCAACCCCAAGUUCCACGCGCAUGCUAACAGCGUCAUGUAUGCACUGACUGCUGUUGUGGACCACUUGGAUGACCCUGAGGUCAUGAUUGAGAUGCUGCGCAAGCAGGGCGAGAACCACGGCCGAAGGAAGAUUACAGAAGCAGAGUUCUUGGCAUUGAAGAAGGAUUUCUUUCAAUUUCUGCUAGAGAAACUCAGUGCAAAGAUGACUCCAGAGUGCAUCAAAGCAUGGGAGAAAAUUGCUGAUGCAGCAUUUUCUACAAUGAUCAACUCUCUGAAUGAGGUCCAGAAAAGUCAGCAUGUUAUCUCUUGAGCAGACACCCAAAGCAGCUACAACAUUUCCAUGUGAAAUUCAGUGCUACACUCAACAGCAUUGUCACAACUGGAGAGUUGUUCCUCAGACCACUUUUACGAUGUUUAUAAUUUUAUGACAAGACAAGGGGUCAAAUGAGAAUUCAGUGUUGUAACAAAGGCAUAUUUUCAUAACAUUUAAUACUGUGAAAGACUGUGUUGCAUGCCAUUGAUGUUAGCACAGCUGACAGAACUCUUCUUAUGGACAAAACCAAGGAAAAUAUUUUGGAGAAACAAGAAAAGACACUGCUUACACAAUCAUCUGUCAAAUGUGCAAUGUUUAAAUAAUCAAGAAUCACUAGUGAGGAGAUGAGUUUCACAUCAGGGUAAAUGGAUUUCAAAAAAGGGACUGAAGAGGAAUGAGAAGUGAGUCAAAUGUGAACCAUUUUAUCUUAAAAGACAAUAUAUUUUGCACCCACUUCAGUGACAUGGCAAGGAUUUUUGCUCUGUGUACUUAGAUACACUUCUUGUGAAGGUGUGAUAUUCUGUAUAGAUUAAAAAUGGUAUUAAUACACAAGCAGUUUCAGUGACAAUCAGGAGAACAAAAUGCCUGAAAUAUCUACCUAACGAGAGAAUAUUUUGGAGUCUGAUACAACAGAAAUAAUUAGCUCCAAUUGGCUCUAGUGGUUCUGCUUCCUUACUAUCAUAUGAAGAAAGCAGAACAUGCCAUAAGCUGUUCUUACUAUAACAAAAUUUAGUUUAGUUUUAACAUUUUAAUACUUUAUCCAGCAACAUAUUUUGACUAAAGGACAUAACCUGUGUAAGCAAGAUUUUAUCAUCCUGGAAGUUUGUAUGCUUGGGUAUUAACUUUUAUCAGUAAUUACCUUGUUUAAUUCAUGUUGAAUUUGUUUACCUACAGGAUAAUGCUAUAGUACUUUAAUAAGAUGAUCCUUUCCUUUUUUGUUCAAUAUUUUUUUCCUUCGUAUGUCGUCACUGUUUUCACAGCAUAAAUUUUAUUGGUAUUACAGUAAAAAGCUGUGCAUUUAGUGCACCAUUUUUAUUAGUAGAAAAGUUUUCAUGAGUCUCAUAUACAUGAUAUUUGAUAUCAUUAUUGGUUUACAUGGACUAAUAUGAAAAAUUUUAAACCUGUGUUGCUAUUAUAUUUUAUAAUAAUUUAAAAUGCUGGUAUAUUUAACUGUGGACUAUGUUCGGUGACUACAUUUUAAAAAAAUUAAUAAGAGAUGAAAAAGAUCUCUGAAUACACAAAAAUAAUGAUCCUAAACAGUUUUAAUUAUGGAAUUCAGCUUACUUACUGUUAUCUUUUGCUCACUUUUCAACCACACUUCCUUAAUAUCUACGGGCUUUAUCUUUCCUCAUGUUUAGUAGUACACAUUAUUGUUUGGAGAUGUUUUGACAGGCUCAGUGUGUGUGUGUGGGGGGAGGGGGGGGGGGGGGAGGAAGAGUUCCAACAAAAUGUCAGUUGGCACCUCAGUUCACUUUCAUAGAUCCAUUAUUUGAACUGACAUAAUUCUCCAAGAGUUACUGCACAAGGUGUCUGUCACUGAAUCCUUCUACAAGAAGAUCAACUGUUAUAUCACUGUUUUCAUUUCUUUAGCAUUGGACUCUUGUUAACGGUUGCUACCUUACGGUUCUGUUGAUAUUUUAUUUUAUUUUAUUUUUUUUUUUCAACAAGGGACGAUAUGCAUAUUUCUAAACUAUGGGCUAUGUUUGCUCUCCUCAAUAUUUAAUUAAAAUUAAAUUUACAAUCAAGUUUGAUGCAGUUGCACAUGUAAGAAAUGGAUUCUGCAGAUAUAGUGCUUGCACUCAUUUCUUUAAAAUUUAACUUUUUUCUGAAAUCAAUUCUUAGUACAUAUAAAAUGUAAUUUUGAGAAUGAGCUCCUGAGAAAUAUGUCUGUGUGAUGGACUGAUUAACAGCCAGAAAUCAGUGUGUUGUCAUAGAUCAUACAUUGAGCAAAUGUGUUAGUAAUAAAGGGCAAGAAUGGAGAACUGGUACUCAGUAUGCAAAGAUAGCAUGGUGUAAUGUAAACAUUUCCUGGUAGUUUCUAUGAUUAACUAUUACUUCAAGGAUUGGGCAAUACAGUGUGUGUGCAAAAAUAAAAAAAAGAAGUAAUUUUUGUUGUAUAUAAGUCAAUCAAGUUCAUUAUGUUCAUUCUUCUGGUCUACAAAGAAAAAACUUCUGCCAGAGUGCAAAAAACUGUCUGCUGAGUAACAAUUAUGACACUACUGUGCACUUUAAUCAUUAUUUUAUGCAAUUGAUGCACACUUGUGAUUUUCAUCCUAAACUAGGAACUUGACAUAAUCCCACAAAAGUAAGUCUAAGGAAAAAGGCCAUUCGGUAUCAUAUUCCACAAAUGCAAUGAGCCUCUACUGACCCACCAUCCCAGUAACUCACAGUGGAGAUAAUCAUAAACAGUGACAGUAAAGUAUAAAGGAGAAUGUUCAAUUGGAAUGCAACAGCAUUCAGAGUUUCAUCAGCCUCAGCUUUGGGUAAUGUGAGGAACCCUUUAAAGAUAUCAUGGUAACUUGCACAUAUAACCACUCUCUAUGUAGAAAAGUGUGGUUGUUAAAUCUUAGUCUUGACCAUCCUUAGCCAGAUGAUGAGCUUCAGGAUGUUUACUUCUCAUUCUUUAAUUUUGAGGAUUGCAGUUAGUCCAUAAUUGGAAGAUGACAAUUUACAAAACCACUUUUCUGUAUUUCUGGUGCUAUAACUCUCACACCUUCCUGAUAGUUUUAGGGACAUUGAAGAUAAAAUUAAACACUAUCAACUGAACUGGUCUCCGAUACGCCAAGAAUACUAUAAGACCUCAUUCUACAAAUAACUGCAAAUUACGUAUGCUGGGGUCAUCACCAUAUGAGGUGUUCUAGGACAAAGCAUUAUUUGGAACAGUUCAGCCAGUCUUCAAAGACUUAAGUUUUGAUUAGUUUACAAAAUCAAGUUAUUGGGUGCUGAAGUCUUACAACUGAUGUUCAGUAUGUUAUGUAGAUCAAACCAGUGCUUUGCGUGCAAAGUGAAAGUUAAUAUAUUAUCAUUAGAACAGGUAGUUAAUCCAUGAAUUUGAAUACUACUCUCAUACCACCAAUUAUUUUAGUAAAUAUGUUGGUCUCAUUGCUCUGUUGUGUGGUGGCAAUAAAAGAGAGAAAUAAAAAUGAAUUUUGAAUCACAUUUCUCAUUUCACUGUUUCAUUUUGUCAGAAGCACAAUAAAUAUCGUCUUUUUAGAAACAGUAAAACAGAGUAGUUCAGUAUGGGGCAAUAUGACCUGAAUGGUUAAAUGUCACUUAAGAUUUUUAGUAUCUGUCUACAGAUCUUUAAAUAACAACUGAAAUAUUAUGGCACAUAUUGAAGAAGAUCGAGUUCCGUAUAUAAUACAGGACAAAAAUUCAUUUGUUUCACAAUAAAUAACAGAAGGGUAUAUUAGCCAUGAGUUACACUGUAAAUAUAUUUUUUCAUUCUAGUGGGUUUUUAAUUUUAUUAGGACAUCAAAACAAUCAACAGUGCCUCAGAAGUGGAAAAAAAGCUGUGUUAUUCACAGAACAUGUAAGAAAACAUUCUUAUUGACUUGUAUUAAUCAUUGUUGAGGGAUCUGAAAAAUUGUUUUAUGGUAUAUAAGAACAUAUUGUUGAAUAUGAAAAGAAAUGUCAUAUCAACCACAAAAAAUUAAUUGUGUACAUUUGUAAUUAUAGAGAGAUGUAAAAUUAAUGGAAAUAAAUACUUGCUUUAUUA